AUGGCAAAAGUCGCUGAUCUUAUUGAUCCAGAUACAAAAACUUGGAAGGUCUCAAUCAUUCCACGACUUUUCUCAACUGAAGAUGCUAAAAAGAUUCUUGCAAUGAUAAUACCAGCAUAUUCUCAAGACAUACUGAUUUGUACGCUUACUCGACAUGGUCAAUUCAUUGUAAAGUCGGCAUACCACAAACUAGUGGCUAUCAAGAACAACAUCUCCAAUAACUUUAAUACCGAAAUUGCAAAGUUUUGGAAAGAGCUAUGGGGUUUGAAUACUUUUGCAAGAGUCAAAACAUUCCUAUGGAAGUGUAUAGAUGACAACAUUUCAUCCAGUGAACGUAUGGCCCGAGAAACACAUUACAGAGUAGAACAAUACAGAUUGGGACUAAUUCUUCGUAAUUCUGUAGGUGCAUUUGAGCAAGAAAUAUGCAUCUAUGUGCAUGGACACUUAGAUGUGGAGAGGAAGAGAUUUUACACCACAAAAACAACAAACACUUCAUCUGCAAUUAUAACUAAUGCUGUUUCCAAACAUUUGGAAGAACCUGCAUUGAUAAAGCUGAAGAACGAAAGAAAUCCAGAUAAAUUGUUUUAUUUGUUUAAGGCGAAUGCUAUUAACCGUUUGGUAAUCGAGAAUCGAUUUGCAUUUGAAGAUACUGUUAGUCGCCUUGCUGGUGCUGGACGAUUUGAUUAUAUUGACCAGCUUCUUGAGGAGCAGAAAACAUUACCACAAGGGCAUUGUGAGGGGUUUGUUAUUUGGAUUAUAACAUUAUAUAGAAAUGCCGGUAUGAGUAAGCAUGCUGUUGAUACAUUUUAUACUAUGCAUCUCUUUGGUUGUCCUCGGACUGUUAAUCUUUCAAUGCUGCUCUUAAGGUUUUGGGACAGACCCGUAAUGCAGAAGAUAUUAAGUUAUAGUUUAAUGGCAAAAAAAGUAUAUUCUGCAUUACAUUAUAAAGGUGGCAAGCCAAAUAGAAUGAUAUACCAAACGAUGAUCCAUUACCUUUGUGAAGGAGGCGAGUUUGAUGAGGCAUUUAGAAUGUGUAAGGAUAGCAUGGGAAAGAACUGGUUUCCUAGUUUUGUUACCAUCGGUAAGCUGCUAGUAGGUCUUCUAAUGAGUUCAAAGAGCCGUAAUGCUAAUAUUCUCAUGGCACUGGUUAGGGAAAGAACUCCUACUUUUUCUAAGAAGGAAAUUGAGCAUUUGGAAUACGUUAGUUCUACAACUCUGGAGCAUAUGGUCAAAAAAUGAUGAAUGGAAGAAUCGGAUAGUUUAUAAAAUAAGCAAUGCAGCUCUGGAGGUUCUAUGAUGCAUUAAUUGAAGUUUUUCGCUAAACUGACAUGAAAGCGACACGCAACAGAUGGGUUGCUGGUGCAGCAGUUCAUGGCUAAGGGAUAGUCAUGGUAAUUCAGAGUGCUAGUGAGAUUGAAGAGCUGGCAGGGAAAGUUGAGAACACCGGCGGAGUUAUUUUGUUUCUGUGUUAAUGGUCUAUUUGCAUCAUGGUGGCGUGAGGAUCACAAGAUUUACUAACAAGUCUCACAUCGCACGUUCUGUUCUUGAGAGCAUCGUUUUCAGGUUAAAGAUGGCUUAGACUCGAUGAAGAAGGAUGCUGGGGAAAAGGGCGAAGUGAAAAAUGAGAAUGGAGAUUUUUUGCUCAGAGUUGAUGGUGGAGCAACUAUUAACAAUCUAUUGAUGCAAAUUCAGGCAGAUUUGUUGUGAUGUCCAGUCGUUAGACCAGCUAACAUUGAAACCACAGCUCUUGGUGCAGCCUAUGCUGCUGGAUUAGGUGUGGGAGUUUGGGCAGAACAAGAUGUCUUUUCUGGUGAAGUGAAACAAGAGAAACCUACCACCUUCCAGCCUGCCUAACUUGGAUGAGGAGCCAAGGAAGAAAAGAGUGGAGUCUUGGUGUAAAGCUGUCUCAAGAACUUACGCUUUUUAUUGUCUUUCAUUUUCUUCUGCUGAAGUUUUAUUUUCUUCCUUUGUUUCAUUCAUGAACUUAAAACUUAUAAUUUUGGAAUAAUGAACCAGUGUUACUGGUAUCAGACUUUUCAAAGUUGAUAAUGAAAAUCGUAGGUUUU
Papaver somniferum (opium poppy) is the source of this 2066-nucleotide messenger RNA. Its product is annotated as pentatricopeptide repeat-containing protein At1g80150, mitochondrial-like. The record is from RefSeq and is a predicted model, not a curated record. NCBI's taxonomy places the organism in Eukaryota, Viridiplantae, Streptophyta, Magnoliopsida, Ranunculales, Papaveraceae. Gene Ontology annotation, molecular function: protein binding. Gene Ontology annotation, cellular component: chloroplast. The coding region runs from base 1 to 1239 and encodes 412 amino acids. The transcript has 6 exons.